AUCCUCCGCCCAAUUCUUCCCCCAAAACGCACACCCCAAUCCGAUCCAGAAUUCCUCCGUCGCGAAUCCUCCCUUGUACCCUGUUCGAUCUCGUGCGCGGCGCGGAGCGGCGGACGACGACGAUGCCAACGGCGGCGGCGAUGGCCGGAGGGAUGGCGACGGGGCCAGGCAGCCGCGUGACGCGGUACGCCAAGUCGACGGCGGCGUCGGUGACGCCGGUCCGCCCCGGCAAGACGCACGCGCUGUCGGCGCUGGACAACGCCAUGGAGCGCCACGCGGUGUACCUGGUGCUCUACUACCGCGCCGCGCCGGGGCUCGACAGGGAGCCGCUCAAGGAGUCGCUGUCCGACGUGCUGUCGCAGUACCCGGCCAUGACCGGCCGCCUCACGCGCCCCGCCGCCGCCGCCGCCGGCGGCGGUGGAGAGGGCGGGGAGGGCGGCGGCGCCACGGCGGCUGUGCACCACGGGUGGAUCGUCAAGUGCAACGACGCCGGCGUGCGCACGGUGGACGCCACGGCGGCGGCCACGCUCGACGAGUGGCUCGCGACGGCGUCCGGCGAGGAGGAGAUGGACCUCGCCUACUUCGAGCCCAUGGGCCCCGACCCCUACAUCUGGUCUCCCUUCUACGUACAGCUGACGGAGUUCGCGGACAAAUCGUACGCGCUGGGGCUGAGCUGCACCCACCUGCACAACGACCCCACCGCCGCCGUGCUCUUCCUCAACGCCUGGGCCGCCGCCCACCGCCGGGAUAGCCCCUACCCUCCGUUCCUCCACUCGCCGGCGCUCGCCGCCAAGUCCGCCGCGCCGCCGCCGGAGCACCCGCUGCUCGCCGCCAAGUCCAGGGGCUCCCCGGACACCGGCGGCGAGAUGUCAUCCGCCACGUUCCGCUUCAGCGCAGCCGCGAUGCGCGCGCUGCUGUCCGCCGUCGAGCCGGGCACCACCCCGUUCGCCGCGCUGGCCGCGCUCUUCUGGCUCCGCGUCGCGGCCGCCGCCGCCGACGCCGCCGCCGGCGGCGGCGCGGCCGAGGAGAGGGAGCUGACGCUCGCGCUGGACUUCCGGAAGCGGAUGCAGGCGCCGCUGCCGACGGGGUACUACGGCACCGCGGUGCACUUCGCGACGGCGCGCGCCGACCUGUCGUCGGGGCUGGCGAGCGUGGCGGCCGCGGUGGAGCGGCGCGCGGCCGCCGUGCCGGAGGAGGAGCUGUGGCCCGCCAUCGAGUGGCUGCACACGCGCCAGGCCGCCGGCGGCGAGCCGUUCCAGAUGUACGGGCCGGAGCUGACGUGCAUGGCGCUCGACCACGUGCCCCUCUACGGCGCGGAGUUCGCGGCCGGGGCGGCGCCGGCGCGCGCCGCGUGCCGCGUCGGCGGGGCGAGCGGCGAGGGUCUCGUGAUCGUCCUGCCUUCGGCCGAGGGCGAGUCCGCGAGGGACGUGGCGGUGACGCUGCCGGCGGCGGUGACGGCCAGGAUCUGCCGCGACGGCGAGGUGCUCCGGUACGGCGCCGACGUGGUGUUCGGCCCAAAGGUGGACACGCAGGCCUCGUAGGAUGUCGGGCUGUCGGCCCACAGAAAAACUCAUCUGGGUUUCUUUGUGCUUUACUUAAUUUGUUGUGAUGUGGCCUUCAAAAGUUCAAAUGAUUGAUGUACCCUGCUUUGAUGUGUUUUUUUUUUUGGUCUUCUGUUGUAAUGCAUUUCCUAGUUACAAGUUACAACCAGUCAUAAGUUUUAUUUAUUUAUUGGUAAUAAAAAAUGUUGAACUGAAUUCAUUUAUGAGAGUAUCACUCUAUGCUA
This is a messenger RNA of Oryza sativa Japonica Group (Japanese rice), 1786 nucleotides long. Its product is annotated as protein ECERIFERUM 26-like. Gene Ontology annotation, molecular function: acyltransferase activity, transferring groups other than amino-acyl groups. NCBI's taxonomy places the organism in Eukaryota, Viridiplantae, Streptophyta, Magnoliopsida, Poales, Poaceae. The record is from RefSeq and is a predicted model, not a curated record.